UUGCCUAAACGAGGACAAGACCGAUCUAAGAUGAUAUUGAAUUGGCCCUCCAUAUUUGUCCAACCCAAGCUUCCCAUGGUAAGGACAGCUUGCUUUGCUUCUGGUGUCAACACAGACCAGUUAAGAGAACAACUUGAUAAUCUUCACAAGGAAGCAGAAACCGCCAGAGCAAAAGCCAACAGUGCAAGAUUGAGGUUCCUGAGGUUGUCUGAGGCUGCAGAGAAGCUUCGGCAACAGGCUGCUCUCAGUGUUCAAACAGCGAAGGAAAAUGAUGCUAGGGAGCUACUUCUUCAAAAAAGGAAGGUUAUGCAGGCAAUGGAGAAGUCAAAGAAUCGCAUUGAGUUGCUUGAUGAGCUCGCAGCAAAGCUAACUGAGGUGAUAUCAGUCAAGGAAACCGAGCUGAUUGGGAAUGUCGCUUUGGAUCUUGAGGUUGGUGGGGAUGCUGCUCCGACCCCUGUCAGAUUCAUAUCUCCAAAAGAGGAAGUUCUGAAGACUUCCACUGAUGUUAAUUACUUUGACCAAAAUGAAAAGCUUGGUCAGAAUGAGGAAUUGGAGGGUGCUGCUUUGAAUCUGCCAGAACUGCAUUCCAGCGAUGAGCUGAAUAAUAGGGAGCAACCAGUGGAUGGAGAUGUUUGUAAAGAAGAUGAUGCAGUCCACGGUGUGAAGGAAAUAUCCUCCUAUGAGGACUUUUUGGAGUGUAUUGAUUGUCAUCUCCACAAAGUUGAAGUUGAAAUUCUUUCAUUACUAGAAUUUUCACGACUAAUACUGGAAAUCAAGGAAAAUGAAGAAAACUUGAAGGUGCAGCAUGUGGUGGAAAUUCUUAAGGAUGUUCUACAUAUUAGAGAGAGGAUAGGGAGCAUCAAGAAAACUGAAGUGGGAAUCAGAUAGUUUUUAACUCUAACAAAGUGGAUCUCCUCCAGCAGCUGCAAUAUGUCUGAAAGGAUAACUGCAUGUCUUUGUUGUUUGAACGAUAGUUCAUUAAAAUGGCAAUCUCAGUGGGAGAGUUUUGAUGAUAACAAAGAAAACAAGCAUGCCGUAGAGAAAAUGGAAGUUCUUGAUACUUUUUUUUUCCCAUUUAAUGCAAUGUUGGUAUUAAUGUGGUUUUUGACAUCUUAUGGAACCUAAGUGAUGUAAAAAAAUAUCCAAGUUUAUCUGU
Molecule: messenger RNA, 1156 nt
Organism: Coffea eugenioides
Lineage: Eukaryota; Viridiplantae; Streptophyta; Magnoliopsida; Gentianales; Rubiaceae
Exons: 4
Coding region: 31-888 (285 amino acids)
Source: RefSeq, a predicted model, not a curated record